AUGCAGGUUACGUUCCCCAUAGUCACUGGCCGCCAGAAGACUCUCGUCGCCACCUCCAUCAUCUUCAGCGUCUUGCCCGCCGUCGCUGUCGCCCUCCGCAUCAUCUCGCACCGCCUUGCACACCGCUCUCUGAGCGGCAGUGACUACUGCGUGAUCGCGGCGGCCGUGUUCGCCAUCGGCUACCAGGCGGCCUCGCUCACGGCCGUUGCCCACGGCGGGACGGGUUACGGGCACGAGGAGGACAUCGUCGCCAAGUACGGUGAUGGCCCUGUCACCCACCUGCUCCAGGUCGUCUUCUCGUUCGAGCUGCUCUGGUCGAUCAGCAUGAGCCUGUCCAAGACGUCCAUCCUGCUGCUCUAUAUCAAGGUCUUCCGAGACUCAUACGUGGCCUUCGCCUCCAAGAUCACCAUUGUCAUCGUGAUCCUCUGGCCCAUCGCCACCGUCCUCGGCGCCCUGCUCAUCUGCAGACCGCUCGCAGCCAACUGGAAGAAUGUCAAGGGCAGCCACUGCGGCGACCAAGUCGCGUUUUAUUUCAUCAGCGGCGUGAUUAACCUGGCAACCGACUUUAUCGUCGUGGGUCUCCCGCUGCUGCAUUUAUACCGUCUCCGGCUGCCUAAGGAGUCUAGAAUUGGCCUGAUGAUCGUAUUCGGCCUAGGUUUCCUAACUUGCAUCGUCAGUAUCAUCCGCCUCCCAACUUUAAUGAGCAUGGUGUGGACCGACCUCACCUGGACCAUCAGCAUCCCAAACAUCCUCACCGGCAUCGAACCGAGCAUGGCCGUAACCCUGGCUUGUGUACCACUCCUCAAGCCCCUGCUCGGC
Cryphonectria parasitica EP155 is the source of this 819-nucleotide messenger RNA. RefSeq lists its product as uncharacterized. The transcript has 3 exons. Lineage: Eukaryota; Fungi; Ascomycota; Sordariomycetes; Diaporthales; Cryphonectriaceae. The record is from RefSeq and is a predicted model, not a curated record. The annotation marks the transcript as partial.